UGUAGACCCCACGAGUUGUUCGCACUUGUUUCAACGAUUGCCGGGGGCCCCAUUACCGAAACUCAACCCAAAAAGAAGGAUUAAAAAGCCACGAGGUGCAACUAAACUCAUGACCACCUCAACAAUACAAUAGUGUUGACCACGCGAGUGUUUAUUCAGUGGAAUUAAACACAUAACAGUGAAUUAAUCGUUGAUUCCACUCGUCGAACGAGUGUUUUUGGUAACAAUAGGAAUUCAAAUAAGACCAUCAUCUUGCGCUGUGUGUCGUGGGGGCUGGAAAAAGCCGAUUAAAUCCUCCAAAUCCCCAAGAGCCAUCCAUUUUUCGGCUCAACUCGAGUGUAAAAAAUACCAAGUGACAAUCGCCCGAGAAAUGUAACCGUGUCGUGACGUCACACGGCUAAUCAAGUGCACACACGUAUACUGGACACACAGGAAGGAGGCGAGAGACAGAGCGCGCGCGCGCGCUUCACACACACAAACCGGGGUAUUUCAUUCCGUGCUGGAUAUACAUCUACGCGCUGCUAUCACGUAUACACACACACAACACAUACGCAUUUUGUGCCGCGAAGAGAAGGAACGAGAGAGACCCCAGUAAAUUGGUGGAAAACGGGUAGAACUCGGGGGCAAUCUGUGCACGUGAGGCUCAAAAAUCGAUUGAUUGUCUUGGAACAAUUCCGAAGCCAUCCAAUAGACGCUGUCCCGAUGGACCCACGAGAUUUCACCCUGAAAGGGCGGCUGUGCGAGGUAGGCAUUUGGCAUUCAGUCGUGGGUCCCACGAAGUGACUGAAUCACCACUGGAUCCAUUAAUCACAACCAAAACUCCUUUUAACCUCGGUAUUUUCACCCUGGAGUGGGUUACCUCCUACGCCUCUGGAGCAUCGCUUAGACCAGGAGAUCACAUGAGAACCGCCACCGCUGCCUUUCUCGACGAAACAAUCCACUAAACAAUAAGAUUUUCAAUGACACCCAACAUUCGCGGCAGCGAUUAGGUUUAAAAGGAUAAUAAAAAGGUGGUGGUGGUGGUUGUACUGCGUCAGAGUGAACAACAAGAUUAUAAAAACAAAAAACUCAACGAGUCUUCCGCCUCCAUCCCACAGUUGUGAAGCUCAAAAAGUAUAAACAGCUGUUGAGUUGCAAAAAAUAUCUUCGUAAAGCAGUGAAAAGGGAAAUUGUGCGGGAUUAAAUUCAUUUAUUGCGAUUAAUGUUUUCUUUCGGUGAUUUAUUCAUUGUGAUUCCAGUUGAUUCGCGGCUGUGAUAAUUGCCAAGUGAAUUGUGAGGAAUUAAGAUUAAUUCGAGGAUAAAAGGGUGAUUCUUGGUGUAUUGUGAAUGCGCCAAGGAUACUGCAUCGUGGAGAGAAGAAAAAACAGUGGAUUUUGUGAUUUAUCUUUAGUUUUUCAGUCUGUUGGAUUUUUUUUUUCAUUCGUCAAACUGUGGAUUGAGUGACAAAUUCUCGUUUUUCUUUAUCACUGAGGUGUCACUUUCAUUUUUAAAACGGAGCACUCCCGGAAAUCUCCUACCACGUCCACCCCCAAUGAAAGGAGGACGCACAUGUCAGUUUCUGCGGCUGAAAAUGCAGGGCCUGGCCCUGGGGAGUUGCAAGACCCAUUGUGGGUUAAAAUGAACGCGAUCACUGGUGGCAUCACGAAGAAGAGAAAGAAAUCAGAUGCCCUACCUCAGUCACAAAUUAACAAGUGCCUUAACGAAAAGAGACGACGCACCCAGGAGAACCUGUAUAUCGACGAGCUUGCCGAGUUGAUUUCCGCCACGGACAUGAGCUCUGGCAAGACCGACAAAUGUCAAAUUCUCCAGAGAACCGUUGAUCAGAUUCGGCACAUAAGGCAACAACAGGGUACGAAUAGUCAUGAUGUACAACAAGGAGAAGUCUCCUCCUCAGACCCGGGUUAUCUGCGUAUCGACCAAGUUGGACCCGUUUUACUUGAGGCAUUGGAUGGUUUUCUUUUCGUCGUAAAUACGGAGGGUAGAGUGGAAUACGUUACGGAUAAUAUCCAAGACUAUCUGAAUUAUACCAAGGACGAUGUAUUCGGGAAAAUUAUUUAUAAUUAUAUUCACCAUGGCGAUCAUCAGUCUUUUAUGCCAAACAUGUUACCUAUUCCAUUGGGGUUGCCGAACGUCGACCCUCAGCCGCUAGUGAGAAAUCGUAUGUUCAACUGUCGUUUUUUGGUGAAGCCACCCGAUGAUAAAGACGAGACUAUGGAAGAGAAGCAGCAGCGUGUAUUCAAAUACGAAACAAUGCAUGUAUCCGCUGCUUUACUUCCUAAUGCCGAUGAUCAUUUGGAGAGUGGUGAUGUAUCAUCAGAAUCAUCUGACAUUGGUCCAUGUAUACUGUGUGUAGCACGUAGACUACCGAGUAGUGAGAAGCCAAUAAGUACAACAACUGUACAACAAUUUACCGUUAAAUUGGAUACAACGGGGAGGGUAUUAGCUCUCGAUACGAGUUGGCUAUCGUCUUCUUAUUCUCAGUACAUAAACAAGGACCUGAUUGGAACUACCAUCCAGGACUUGUGUCAUCCGCAUGAUCUCAGUAAAGUAACUGCUCAUUUAAAGGAGACGAUACAGAUUGGCGAAGGAACAAGCUCGAUAUAUCGAUUGCGAAUCAAUGCAGAUACCUUCGUGAAUGUUCAAACAAAGUCCAAAAUAUUCAAAGCUAAUGCGCUGAACGGCCAUGAUGCAGACUUCAUCAUGUCCACCAAUUCAGUAAUUGGGGACAAUGAUUUAGCGUCAAACGAGGGUGGUCAGCUUUCCAACAGCAAAGUGUGCUCAGGACACUCUAGUAACAAUAGUGCGAAUAAUAGUAUUAAUAAUAACGGUAAUAAUAACAAUAACGUUGGUGGCCCGCUAAUGUCCGUGGUACAUGUGAACGGUCAAGUGAGUGGUAUAAGCGGUCGUACAAUGAGUAAUACGAGUGGACAAUUCAUGAGUGAUAAUUCCCUUAUUACCCAAAAUUCGAGUACGACAAAUCCAUUUCAUCAAUUCACAAGUAACGAUGAUUUGGAGUUUGAUAUAUUUGAAAAUUCCCCAUGGAAUUUGGACAGUAGCAGUUGUGCUGAUAGGCCUGAAUCAAGAAAUACAGUGCCAUCAAAUUCACGACCGCCCUCCCAGCCAAAUCCAACAUCACCAAGCCCACAAUCAACGUACACAUCAAGCUCAGCUGUUGCAGUAUCACACUGUAGUCCACUCCAGGCAUACAGUCCAUCAUCAAUGAUGGGUGCACAUACCUUCAGUAAUACCUUCCCAUUCAGUCCACUACAGGAAUCAUCAUCACUUAUUGGUGGUGUUAUCAAUGGUAAGGAUACCGUUGGUGGUACAUCAAAUGCAUCAGGACAGUCUGGUACAGCGUCAUUGUCAGCACCAUCAACACCACCAAUAACAAGUUGUACAACGAUUAGCGUGACGUCUGGUACGUCAUCAUCGACAACAGCAUCGACACAAUCGACAUUGACAACGAUGACGAGUUCAGCUGUUACACCGGCUACUAUACCAACGACUAAUUUAAUCACCACUGUUGAUAACAGUAGUUUAGGGAGUGGUGACUCUGGUAGGCUUAGGAACUUGUUGACUAAGGGAGUUAGUGCGAGUAGUGAGGAGACACAGGACAUGGCUAACAGUGAAACGGAGAUGCAGAAUCAGAACAAUAGGAUAUUGAAGACACUACUCAAUCAGCAGGAUGACGAGGAGUAUCCUUGUGAGAAUCCAGUUAAAUUGAGGUCCAGUCCGAGUGUUCAGUCGAAACCCAUUGCUGAGCUCUCCAAAUCUACACUUGGGAAUCACAUGCUGCUGCAGCUAUUGAACGAGAAAAGUGACGAGGACGACGACACUCGUGCUGGUCUGAAGAAGCAGCAGACCGAGCUCCUCCAGCAACUCCUGAAAAACCCCGACGAAGAACGAAAAAUGCAAGACUCCAACAGAGAGAGUGACUCCCUCCUCCGAAGUCUCGGCUUUCAAUCGGCUACCUCGUCGUCAUCCAAAUCCGUCGACCAUGGACACCAUGGACCCAGCCAAAUUGGCCAGAAGAGGCCGAACGAAGAUGGUGAUAUAAAUGUGGCAACAAAACGUACUAUGGACAAUUCCCACCAGGUGUCGUCGUCGGGGAGCACCACUGCCUCGAAUAAUUCGCCGAGCAGGUUGUGGGAGAAAAAUAAAAUGCUAGCUUCCUUGUUGGCUAAGCAACCCUCCCAGCCAGCCACUAUCCCACUAAUCCCUGCAUCUGUGAUAUCGGCAACUCCACAGGAUAAAUUGCCACAAGUUAGCGAUCGGUUAAAGCAACAACAGCAUCCCCAGCAACAGCCGUGGACAGCCAGUGGUAUGCCCCAAUCAAUCGGAAGUACAGCAACAACUACGAUUGCUACCUCGGCCCGUACUCCCCUUCAAAAUCCAUCGAGACAACUACCUCGCCAAUCAACCAGUAUCUACCUCAGUCACAUGCUAAGUCACGAGAGACCUCAGAUGGGUCAAAUGGAUUCUGAAUUCGCCAGUAGUGGAGAUUUCACUGGUAACGAUGCGUCAAAUACCUGGAACAAUCAGACAAAUGAUCGGACCCCCGACGACAUUUUGGAUCUAGUCAUAAAUCUCGACCCAGAAGGAAAGCCAAUUCCAAUAAACGAAUCAACGAUAUCUCAGAAUAUGUUGAAUGCUAUUGAAAUACCCCAGAAUAAUCUCCAGAGUGUGGACAAGGAGGCGAUCGACACUAUUCAAAAAUUUCUAAUGGGAUAUGAGAAUGAGAAAGCUAAUGCCACGUCUUCCACGUUGACGAUGUCCUCGACGCCUCCAGCAUACUCGACAGCGGUACGAAAUUUGGGCAGUGCAAUGUCCGUUACAACAGCCCAUCAGUACCAAGCACCCCCGAUGUACCAGCAGCAACGUCCAAGGUUUGCCAACCAGACGGGCAUAAGGCAGACAACAACACCGUUCACACCUCAGCAGCAGGCACAGCAGCAGCAGCAACAAUUGUUGCAUCAACAGCAACGUAGUAAAUUAAUCCACCAGCAGCAGUUGAAGCAACGAUUGCUGCAGCAGCAGCAACAGCAACAAUUGCUGAUACCCUCUAAUGCUACAGCACCCGACCAAAUAGCUGCUGGCAUACACAAUAUCGAUAGCCUUCUCAAUAACACUGUGGCACCAAAUGUCUCGUUACAGCGAUCCAGUGUAUCGGAUUCUCAAAUGUCACCUGGGUAUGGAGGCUCCGUCCAAUUAUCUGCUACUCAUCGCCUUCAGCAUUCUUACUCUCAUCCUGCAACGAUAACACAACAUCCUGUUGUUAAUAACAGUUUCAACAGUGGACAACAAGUCUCCGCCCCGUCUCGACUGUCACCCCAUUCUCCAGCCGGAAUGCUGUCGUUCUCCCAUCCCCAGCCUCUGUCACCCAGAGUUUCGCAGGGAAACUAUGGAAAUAGUCCACGAAUGUUCAACGUCAGUCAGACACGUGCCCAGCAACAGCCAGCGAAUCAGCAACUCCAGCAGCAGAGAUCGAUGCCAUCACCUGGUACAGCUGUUCCAGCACGACAAUCUCCGUAUCCUGCCGAGGCAUUUCCACCCCCUGCCUCCCCAACUGCCAGUCAAUUUCCACCUGUGCAGAAUCAGUCUGGUGGCAAUCCAACGGGCCAAUAUCGACUUCAACGAGCCACAUCAACGCCAACAGCCACCACACAGUUGCCAGGUGGGGUGGGCUCACCCCGUCACUACAGUAGUGUGAAGGACCAACAGUCGCUGCUAUCACCUAGUCACCAACGUGCUGGUUGUCCACAAACCCCCAGCCACAAUGUACCAAACAAUCAGCACUUCAACCAACAACACUCGUCCAUGAUUUAUCGAAAUUCUGGUAGUAAUGUUAAUACCCCAGAUGUACAGAACAGCCAGUUCUGCUACGAUCAGGGUAGUGUGCCUGUUUAUUCAUCAGGUCCCGAGGACAGCAGGUCAAUGUCAUCAAGUAAUCCAGCGAGUCAUCAAAUGGGUGGAACCAACAGCGGUGGGAUGACGUCUGAAUUCGUCAGACAGGAAUUGCGAGCAGUGGUGGGAGCUCGAACACAGCAAAGGGUACCAAGUAAUAUGCAGAAUAAUCUGAUAGGCCAAGUGUCGCAGGACGAUCUCGAGGCCCUUGGUUUAUCCUUCGAGAUGUCACCAGCAGGUGAGGCUGUGGUUAGCGAUGGCCCUGCCAAGAGCUGGGCCAUUGGGAGUGCCGGAAGCGCCCCCUCCUCCUCCAGGAAUACUAUGGAGGAAGUAGUACGAGGUGAUCCGAAAUCGUCACUCCUGCAGAAACUCCUGUCAGAGUGACUGCAAAGUUAUAAGAUGUAUGUAAUAUAUGUUAAGAUCACGUUAAAAUGAUGAACAAGUGGGAGAAUUCUUCGCCUCACCCCAGCGUCUGUAAACAUUCUAUACGUAAUAACAGCAAGUAAUGUUGUAUUAUAUGUAAUAAUGGUUUUAAAAAACAUAAGCAGAUGUCUCACCAAAUACCCAAUACCAGCCAGUCGUACGUCGUGGUCGUAUCGUUAUCGAAAAAUCAAUAAAACGAAAAGACAUGUCGAAUACUUGACACUCACUUCCGCAAUCACAAAUGAACGGUUAAUGAUUUUCUUCUAAUGAUGAUUAUGUCUCGUGAAAUUUAAUUAUCAAGUCGCCUGAUAGCAAUUGCAUUUUUUUUCUCCCGUAGAUUUUACCGAAAAAUGACAGCUGAUUGAAGAAACUAAUCUACGCGUACACUAGUUCGGUACGGUACACUUUGGUCAACAAAAGGGAAGAAAAAAAAUUUUUAAUGAAUAAAACUACGUAGGUACCUCACCGGUAUACAUUACUAUACCACUGGCUGUUAAACACAUAGGAUUAUUUAUAGGUUUUAUUAUAAUGAAAUUCGAUUGAUGAAAAUCAACAGAUGAAGGAAAUGAGGAAGAAAAUUAACUAAAUUAAAACGAAUGAAAAUAGUGAAAGAUGAUACCCCCUAUCCGCGUUUACCGCUUAAUUUAACAACAUUUUACCUAUUAUAUGAGAAUAUUAUCUAUAUAAUAUAUUUGUGAUUGUAAGAAAUCUGCAAACCAAAUUGUGACAAAGAAUGAAGAAAGGGGAUUAAGGGGAAAAUGAGAGAAAGAGAGAAAAAAAAAUGAUAGUUGUUGUUGUUAAUAUGAUUAUUAUAAAAACUAUUAUUUUAUUAUUUUAUUACUAUUACAAUUUGACAUUAUUAAUUAUUAAUCAUUGGUCAUUAUUAUUGUUGCAAUUAUACAUAGAAAUGUAAAUUAUUCGUAAGAGAAAGAAAAAAAUUUUGACUACUAUUAUAUCAGUUUAUUCUCAUCAUUAAUUAAUAUAAUGAAUUAUAUUAUUACCAUUUUAAUGAAAAAAAAACGAUAUUAGUAUUUUCGACGGUAAUGCGAAAAUGUUAAGCAACAAAUGAACGUGUUAUUACGUAAUAAAAGGGUAAUUUCAAUUCAAUUUUAAGGGUACCUCUACAAAUAUAAAUAUAUAAAAAUAUAUAUUGGCAUACAGGUUUACAUUUGAAAAUGAAAAUACCUGAGUGUAUUCGUGUAUGCAUUUAAUGUAUAUAAUAAUGCAUGUGUGCGUGUGCAAGCGCCCUCGUGUCUGUACGUAAAAACAAAAAUGUAGCGAUUUAAAAUUAACGAUAAAUAAUACAUAAUUACGAUAAUUAUAACGAAAUCGAUCUUCUAUUUUGCAUAGCCUGGUGAAGAAAGAAAAAAAAACAAAAAAUGAUAAAAGAAAUAUCGCUCUUUGGGGUACUCGUAUGCACACUGAAUUAAAUAAGAGAACAUUUGUCAGUUGUUAUAUAUAAAUAAAGAUGAAAAUUUAAUCGCGUAUACGAUAUAUAUUUAUGUAAUUUAUUUAUAUAAAUAUAUAUUUGUAUAUACUCACCUGUAUGCGCGUAUAAAUCCAUGCAUACUUAAUGAAAAAUGAGAAAACAAAAAAAUAACAAAUUAUAUUGAUGAAAAAAAAAACAAAUCUCACACAAGUGUCCUAUUUUUCCAUAGAGUUUGGCGGCAAUUAAACGUAGCUUUAAAUUACACAAUUCACGAAUUAGAAUGAUUAAAAAAAAAUGUAAUGAGAAAAAAUUAAAUGACGAGCGACAGAGGGAAAAUAAUGAAAGCAAUAAGCUGCAGGCAGAAUCAUCGCUUUACCAAAUGUCUCGUGAAAUGAGCAUGAAAAAUUCGAAAAAUCUGUACAACAAUUGACCGUAAAUCUAAUUACAAUAAUUCGUAAUUCGACAACCAGCUAAUUCUUGUUAUCGUUAUAUGGUAUUUUGCCCCGUCCCCCUUCCCCCGCCCUCCCCCGCCCCUUUCGUUUUUUAUUGAUUAUUUUUUAUUGGUGCGUAUUAAUGGUUGUAAUAAAUGUUAAUUACGUUUUAUUAUUUGAUAUAAGGAGAAAUGAAUUAAAUGAAAGUUACACGAUAAUUAGGAAUUACCCUUUUGUCAGCACAAUUUAUUCAAUUUGGAAAGAGAAUAAAUGGGAUUUAGAAAGAAAGAUAAAAUGAUGAAAUUGAAGAAUAUGUUAUAGCACUCUUUGGAAGUCACACAUGAGUGAGAUGUACUCUGUUUUUUACAUACGCGAGCAUACAUGUAUAUUUUCUGUGUUCUCGUUUUUUUUUCUUUUCCAUUAUUUUCAUUGAAAUGAAAAAUUGAAAGAAAAAUAAAUAAUUGUAUGUCUAAAAGUAUAUAUUAUUAUAUAUUUACGGACAAACUGCAUGCAUGUGUCUGCGUGUGUGUAUAAAGUGAAUUUAAAAGAUGGGAAAAAAAUACAAAACAAAAUACGUCAUAUAAAUAGAUCAUAUGUGCUUUCUAAUGAUGAAUAAUUUUAUAAAUAUAAACGUAAUACUUA
Molecule: messenger RNA, 8829 nt
Organism: Diachasma alloeum
Lineage: Eukaryota; Metazoa; Arthropoda; Insecta; Hymenoptera; Braconidae
Product: nuclear receptor coactivator 2
Exons: 20
Coding region: 1549-6288 (1579 amino acids)
Biological process (GO): cellular response to hormone stimulus; positive regulation of transcription by RNA polymerase II
Cellular component (GO): nucleus
Molecular function (GO): nuclear receptor binding; protein dimerization activity
Source: RefSeq, a predicted model, not a curated record